GUGCGCGUGUGCGUCCGCGUCGAGCAUGGUCCGUGGUAAAGAGAGCAUCACCCAGAGCCAACAUUUGUAACUUCGGGAUCUACUUGCAAAGGCGCUUUUCUUUCUUUUUUUCUGGACGUCUUGGGGAUUUUGUGCGCGUGUUCAAACAUGCCUGUGAGAAGAGGUCACGUUGCGCCACAGAACACCUUCCUGGGGAUGAUCAUUCGGAAAUUCGAGGGUCAAAACCGGAAAUUUGUGAUAGCCAAUGCCCGGGUGGAGAACUGUGCGAUCAUAUACUGCAACGACGGCUUCUGUGAGAUGACGGGCUUCUCAAGACCAGACAUCAUGCAGAAGCCGUGCACCUGUGACUUUUUGCACGGCGACCUGACGGACCAAGAGGCCAUCAGCCAGGUGGCGCAGGCUGUGGUCGGCUCUGAGGAGCGCAAGGUGGAGAUCACCUACUACCGCAAGGAUGGGUCCGACUUUCAGUGCAACAUCCACGUGAUCCCGGUGAAGAAUGAAGAGGGCGUGGUGAUGAUGUUUAUCUUGAAUUUCGACUACGUUGUGGACGACGGAAGCGACAACUCCGCCGAGAAGAUAAGCCCGACGUCCCCGACAAAGUCGGAUCAAAGGAGGAGUAGAUUCUUCCGCUUCCGCCAGGCUGCCCUGAGCCUAAUGAACACCAACAAGCAGUCUCUUCCACAAGAGGACCCGGACGCUGUGAUGGUGGACUCCCCCAGAGAGGACGCCAACUCAGUGGCCAUGGAGAGCUUCCCCUCUCCUACCAAGAGCAUUUGCAGCCCCAUUGAGGCCAACGACACGCACGCCCUCAUUGGCUCGAGCCGCCACUCUUCCCAGGCUAGUAUUGGUCCUGAACCGCUUGACCAUUCAUCGCCUAAACUCCCCUGGGAGAAGCUGUACCAGACCGAGCCACACCAGUCAUCUACCUCCCUGUCGAACACCUUUCCCAGAGGCAGCAUCAGCAGCAUGAGGAGAGCGUCAUCCGUCCAUGAAAUUGAGGGUUACAGCUCCAAUUCUAAGGGUGUAUUCAGGGAUCGACAGACAAGUGAAGGCCCUUUCAACCAUGUGAAGUCCAGCCUGCUCGGCUCUACCUCUGAUUCAAACAUCAACAAGUACAGCACCAUUAACAAGAUCCCUCUGAUUGCACUCAACUUCUCCGAGGGCGCUGAUAAGAAGACUCACUCUCCGCCGACGUCCGAGAAAGCCAUCAUCGCGCCGAAGGUCAAAGAGAGAACCCACAAUGUUACAGAGAAAGUCACACAGGUCCUGUCACUCGGAGCCGACGUUCUGCCCGAGUACAAGCUCCAGACGGCUCGCAUCGACAAGUUCACCAUCCUCCACUACAGCCCGUUCAAAGCCGUGUGGGACUGGCUGAUCCUGCUGCUGGUCAUCUACACCGCCAUCCUCACGCCCUACUCCGCCGCCUUUCUUCUCAACGACCAAGAGGAGCAGAAGAGGCGCGAGUGCGGAUACUCCUGCAGCCCCCUGAACGUGGUGGAUUUAAUGGUGGACAUCAUGUUCAUCAUCGACAUCCUCAUAAACUUCAGGACCACUUACGUUAACCAGAACGAGGAGGUGGUUAGCCACCCAGCAAAGAUAGCAAUCCAUUACUUUAAAGGCUGGUUCCUUAUAGACAUGGUUGCUGCAAUCCCUUUUGACCUUCUUAUCUUCGGCUCAGGAUCAGACGAGACCACCACUCUGAUUGGCCUGCUGAAGACGGCCCGGCUGCUGCGGUUGGUGCGCGUGGCCAGGAAGCUGGACCGCUACUCGGAGUACGGCGCCGCCGUCCUCAUGCUGCUCAUGUGCAUCUUUGCCCUGAUCGCCCACUGGCUGGCCUGCAUAUGGUACGCCAUCGGAAACGUGGAGAAGCCCUACUUGGAGCACAAGAUCGGCUGGCUGGACAAUCUGGGCGUGUCCAUCGGGAAGAGAUACAACUACAGCGAUCCCAGCUCCGGCCCCUCCAUCAAGGACAAGUACGUGACGGCGCUGUACUUCACCUUCAGCAGUCUGACCAGCGUGGGCUUCGGAAACGUGUCUCCGAACACCAACUCAGAGAAGAUUUUCUCCAUAUGCGUCAUGCUGAUCGGCUCCCUCAUGUAUGCCAGUAUUUUUGGGAACGUCUCGGCCAUCAUCCAGAGGUUGUACUCGGGCACGGCUCGCUACCACGCCCAAAUGCUGCGAGUCAAGGAGUUCAUCCGCUUUCACCAGAUUCCCAACCCGCUGAGGCAAAGGCUGGAGGAGUACUUCCAGCACUCGUGGACCUACACCAACGGCAUCGACAUGAAUACGGAGGUAUUAAAAGGUUUUCCUGAGUGCCUGCAGGCGGAUAUCUGCCUCCAUCUCAACAGGAAUCUCCUGCACAACUGCAAAGCUUUCCAAGGAGCCACAAAGGGCUGUUUGAGGGCCCUGGCCAUGCGCUUCAAAACCACUCACGCUCCCCCGGGAGACACCCUGGUCCACAACGGCGAUGUGCUCACCGCUCUCUACUUCCUGUCCCGUGGAUCUAUUGAGAUAUUGAAAGAUGACAUUGUGGUUGCUAUUCUGGGGAAAAACGACAUCUUCGGAGAGAUGAUUCAUCUGUUCGCCAAGCCCGGGAAGUCCAACGCCGAUGUCCGGGCGCUGAGCUACUGCGACCUGAGCACCAUUCAGAGAGAAGACCUGCUGGAGGUGUUGGACAUGUACCCGGAGUUUGCCGACUGCUUUUUCAACAACCUGGAGCUGACCUUUAACCUCAGAGAUGAGUCGGCCAGGCCGUCUGAUGGCCAAGAAUGUGAUUCAGACGGGGAAGGCAAUAAAAACAUGAAAAGAAGAAUCUCGUUCACACCCGAUCUACCUAGAGGAGAAAACACCGAAGCGGUUAAAGAUACUGAGGGAGGAAAGGAAUCUAACCCGUGCCUGAAGAGGUCCUCGGUGGCCCUGGGACCCUCGACGCUCAACGUCCCCGUCCUGGAUUCAGAUCUGAUCGUCCGGGACAGGAUGGAGAGGAGACCCUCUUUUGAAGAUCUAUGCUGUGAUAAAUGGGCCUGUAAGAAGCCCACAGACUACCUGGAUGAGUCAGCACAGUUCCAGGACCUGAGAGAGGAUGAUAAUUCUGCCAGUGAAAUCACGUAUGGAGAGGUGGAACAGCGCUUAGGUCAGCUUCAGGAGCACUUAAACAGGCUGGAGUCUCAGCUGAUCACAGACAUUCAGACCAUCCUGCAGCUGCUCCAGAGACAGCCCACCCUGGGACCUCCGGCCUACAGCACUGUGACCGCCAGUCCAGACUAUCACAGGCCCGCUGUGAAGGUUCAGCCCGCUGCUCUGGCUGCCAGCCAUUUCUUCAGCCAUACAGGAACUCGAGGUCCCAACCAUACACUGGAAAGCACCAGUCAGGAACCCAAAGACUCUCUGGCGAGCCUGGCCGGUGCAAACGCCCCCAUCAGAGACAGCCUUACAGCAUUUCUUGUACAGAGACACACAGAACCGCCGCCGCAGCAGCAGCAGCAGCAGCAGCAGCAGCAGCAGCAGCAGCAGGUUCCAGGCCACCAUCAGCAAGCUCUCAUUCUUCUUCCCAAUGAAACCUCUUCCACCACGUCCUGCUCCUCUUCCCCGUCGCGAUCCGACUCCAACCUCCACACCGCUGGACUCCACAGGCCCGUAUCAGACCCCGAGUUUCCGAGGCCAUAGCUCUUUUUAGCCGGGGUUGCAAUGCUGUAAUUACUAAGUAGCAGUUUUUUGUUUUUGUUUUUGUUUUUUUAUCAGCAUGCUGGCACGGACGUCUGUAUUGUUAAUUUGCAGUGGCUUUGUAAUAGAAAUAAGAUGUUCUUUCAUUGUGCAUGUGGAUAAAACACUGUUCUCUGCUGUCGACGGGAGAAUAGGAGAGACAUUACACACAUUAAUAACUGUCAA
Molecule: messenger RNA, 3888 nt
Organism: Salarias fasciatus (jewelled blenny)
Lineage: Eukaryota; Metazoa; Chordata; Actinopteri; Blenniiformes; Blenniidae
Product: potassium voltage-gated channel subfamily H member 7-like
Exons: 15
Coding region: 148-3666 (1172 amino acids)
Biological process (GO): regulation of membrane potential; potassium ion transmembrane transport
Cellular component (GO): plasma membrane
Molecular function (GO): inward rectifier potassium channel activity
Source: RefSeq, a predicted model, not a curated record